This is a messenger RNA of Delphinapterus leucas (beluga whale), 3592 nucleotides long. NCBI's taxonomy places the organism in Eukaryota, Metazoa, Chordata, Mammalia, Artiodactyla, Monodontidae. The record is from RefSeq and is a predicted model, not a curated record.
GGGCCUGAGAAUCUGCAUUUCCGACGGGCUUCCGGGGAAACGCUGUGUAGCUCUGGCCCGAAUGAGCCUCUGCCCUGUCUACGUCGAGGGGGCCGGGGGCUGUCCCCUCUCCAGGCUCCUCCAACAGCGGGAGUCCUCGAGAUGACAGUUGAGUUUGGGGUCUCUACUGCCUGACUGGCUUGGGGAUCUCAUGGAUCAUCCUGCACUUUGCAAGUGUGGUGCUGCCCUACCUGGACGGACCUAACACUUCGGCUCCCCUGCAGACCUUAGGGGACUUAUUUCAGACUUUCUCCCUGCGGGCUGUGGAAAUUGCAGUGAUACCAGAGCCUAGAAAGGCCUUCCUCGUGUUUCUCAGACUGUCUUAUGCGUAAAUACACCUGCAUGAAGUUUUAAACGUGUGUCUAGUGUGAACAAGCAGAAAUGGAUUCUACUAAGUCUCUCUUCUCAGUUAAUAAGUGACAUUUUUACAUGUAAAGACUUUCUAAAGGGACCGAUGUUAUCUACAAUGCCCACAGUUUCUUGCGUUUUUAACCACUUUGGGGCAAAAAUUUUUCCCAUGGAAAUGUUGGGGCAGCUUUCUUAGGAAAGUCUCUGGGGAGGUGUGAGUCACUUAAAGGGGUUCUGUGCCGAAUUUUGGGACCCGCCACCUGGGACUCUGGAGGCUGCGGGGUGGGGAGCUGGAGGGCUUGUGCUGGGGCUCGUCCUGGAGGCCGUCCUGGAGGAGGUGUCUCGGGAGGGAAGCAGGGCUGGCGCAGGGCCUCUGCGCGUGGCCUGGGAAGGACGCCAGUCGCCAGCCUGCCGGGGCUCCCCAGGCUGCCUCAUGUGAGCAGCUUCCAUUCUGUGUAACGCUGGCAUGAACGCAGGUCCGGCCGGUGGGGCAGGGUUCCGGGCCAGCUCUCCUCGGGUCGGGGGGCCGUGGGGCAGGGUUACAGGCCAGCUCCCCUCGGGUCGGGGGGCAGGAGGGCUCCCCAUUCUGUGGCUGCUGCCCUUCGUGUGUGAUGCUGCCUGACCCUUAGCCACCUGAUGGUUUUAGGGAGACCUGGAGGCGGGGAAGCUCCCUCCUCUGACAGCCCCCUGCCUUAUCUGGAGAACUUUAAACAGAAUAGUAUCUUGUGAUUUGAACCCUCUGAUCGGUUUAGGAUGUCUGCUUUGAAGGCCUUCGGUUGAGCCACCGCAGGGUCUAUAUCUGUUCCUUGGGGGCCGGAGUUGUGAGGGUUCGUGGGAGGUGAGCAGGGCUCCUCUUUCCUGGGCGCGUUUGCUGCCGUGAUCACACAAGGCAGGCAGCCUGCGUGGUAGGGAUGGGGGCCCCUGGGGCCUCAGCCACCCUUUCUGCCCAGGCGGGAGGAACUUUGCCCGGAUCCUGGGUCGAUGGGAGAUUAAAGCACCUGCCUGUGCUCUGGUUCUGGUUGUUUUGCUGCGUGACCGACCCCUUCAGGACUUGCUGGCACAGAGCAGCGGCUGUUUCACCACCCUCAUGGGUCUGUGGGGUGGGAAUUUGAAAAGCAGAGUCUGUUCUCUGGUGGCAUCUAGCCUGACGGUUGGGACUCACAGCGGGGCUGGAGGGUCCCCUUCCCGGAGACUCGGCUGGCAAUUCUGCCCGUGAGGACAGCUUGGCCGGCGUGGUUGUUGGAGCCCCCGUGGGUGACCUGUCUGCCCUCAGGUGGUCGCGGUCCUGCCGGCUGGCCCUGGGCUGCAGGAUCCGGUGUUUCAGCAACUGAGGCCCACGUGCACGCUGGUUCUGACCGGCUGCCCAGACUGCGGGGAGGGCCAGGACCCCUCCUCUGAUGGGAUGUGUCACCUGUGGCACGAGGGAGGGUCUCGCUCUCUGAACAUCUCGCUGACGCUGCGGAGCGCAGCAGACGGGCUGGGCCUGGCCUCUGCUGAGCCCUGUCUCGGGACCCGAGAGGAGCAGGGGCGGCCGGGGAAAGGCGCCCGCACUGCAGCGUCCUGGAACUUUCUCCACAGACGGUGCGUGGUUCGGAUGAGCCCAGGAGCCUGGGCGGUACGGGUUUCCAUUGUGAAUCCGCCUCUGGAUGAAGCGUUUCUUACCUGCGCAGGUGGAGCAUCUUUCUCGCUAUUUGGGGCAACUUGGUUAAUAUGAGGUCCAUCCAGGAAAAUGGUGAACUCAAGAUUGAAAGCAGGAUUGAAGAGAUUCUUGAACCACUAAGAGAGAAAAUCAGAGAUUUGGAAAAAAGCUUCACCCAGAAAUACCCGCCUGUAAAAUUUUUAUCAGAAAAGGACCGUAAAAGAAUUUUGGUCACCGGAGGCGCGGGCUUCGUGGGUUCCCACCUCACAGACAAGCUCAUGAUGGACGGGCACGAGGUGACCGUGGUGGACAACUUCUUCACGGGCAGGAAGAGGAACGUGGAGCACUGGAUCGGCCACGAGAACUUCGAGCUCAUCAACCACGACGUGGUGGAGCCUCUGUACAUCGAAGUGGACCAGAUCUACCACCUGGCGUCUCCAGCCUCGCCGCCCAGCUACAUGUACAACCCCAUCAAGACACUGAAGACCAACACCAUCGGGACGCUCAACAUGCUGGGGCUGGCAAAGCGAGUCGGAGCCCGUCUGCUCCUGGCCUCCACCUCGGAGGUGUACGGAGACCCUGAAGUCCACCCUCAAACCGAGGAUUACUGGGGCCACGUGAAUCCCAUAGGACCCCGAGCCUGCUACGAUGAAGGCAAGCGCGUCGCCGAGACCAUGUGCUAUGCCUACAUGAAGCAGGAAGGCGUGGAGGUGCGCGUGGCCAGGAUCUUCAACACUUUCGGACCCCGAAUGCACAUGAAUGACGGCCGGGUGGUCAGCAACUUCAUCCUGCAGGCGCUGCAGGGGGAGCCGCUCACGGUGUACGGAUCCGGGUCGCAGACAAGGGCCUUCCAGUACGUCAGCGACCUGGUGAACGGCCUCGUGGCACUUAUGAACAGCAAUGUCAGCAGCCCCGUCAACCUGGGGAACCCGGAAGAACAUACGAUCCUGGAAUUCGCUCAGCUAAUUAAAAACCUCGUUGGCAGCGGGAGUGAAAUUCAGUUUCUCUCUGAAGCCCAGGAUGACCCCCAGAAAAGGAAACCAGACAUCAAGAAAGCAAAGCUGAUGCUGGGGUGGGAGCCCGUGGUCCCGCUGGAGGAAGGGUUAAACAAAGCAAUUCACUACUUCCGAAAAGAACUCGAGUACCAGGCUAAUAAUCAGUACAUCCCCAAACCAAAGCCCGCAAGAGUAAAAAGAGGGCGGACGCGCCGUAGCUGAAAACCCCGCCUUUCGGGACGGGAGAGGCCCUGUUUCACACUUGAUGAGAUGUAUUUUUCUUUUUUUAAAGAAAGACUUAAACAGGUAUCAUGAAGAACAAACUGGAAUUCAUUCUGAAGCUUGCUUUAAGAAAUGGAUGUGCCUAAAAACUUCCCUAAAAAACUGCAGAUUUUGCCUUGCACUUUUUAAAUCUGUCUUUUUAUGUAAAAUAGCAUUGAUGCAUCUCUGCGUAUUUUCAAAUUUUUUACCUUGCCGUGAGAGCCUAUGUCGUGACUGUCAUCGACAGUUUUAUUUACUGGUUUCUUUGUGAAGCUGAAAAGGAACAUUAAAUGGGGUGAUUAAAUGCCGA